AUGGCUGGGAACGUUGUCACGUGUGAGAUGGUGGAAGAGCUGCUGCUCUCAGGAGCUGAUAUCAUUAAGGUAGGAAUCGGUCCCGGAUCAGUCUGCACAACCCGGAAGAAGGCAGGAGUCGGUUAUCCACAACUGAGCGCGGUUCUGGAAUGUGCAGACGCUGCCCAUGGCCUUGGUGGACAUGUGAUGAGCGACGGUGGAUGCACAAAUCCUGGCGAUGUGGCAAAAGCAUUCGGAGCAGGAGCCGAUUUCGUUAUGAUUGGCGGAUUACUUGCUGGUCAUGAUCAAAGCGGUGGUGAGAUCAUCGAGCAAAACGGACGG
This is a messenger RNA of Cooperia oncophora, 321 nucleotides long. Lineage: Eukaryota; Metazoa; Nematoda; Chromadorea; Rhabditida; Trichostrongylidae. The record is from the annotation of a GenBank genome assembly.